This is a messenger RNA of Closterium sp. NIES-65, 567 nucleotides long. The record is from the annotation of a GenBank genome assembly. NCBI's taxonomy places the organism in Eukaryota, Viridiplantae, Streptophyta, Zygnematophyceae, Desmidiales, Closteriaceae.
AUGGGGCAUCGCUGGAUUCGGAGAGCGUCACCCCACGCCGUCUGGCUCGUACGCCCUCCUCUCCCCGCCUUGUUUGUAAGCGUCACCUUUCCCUCAUCCCCUCCCAUCUCCAUCCGAGCCCACCUCUUCCCCUCGCCCCUCCCUUCCCCACACCUCCAAUCCCUCCUCUCACCUUCCCUCUCCGUUCCGCCGCAACCACUCAUAGCCUACCAUCCCCUACGCCCCGCGAGUAGCGAUCUGGCGAGCCAAACCAUACGAAACAAAAACCAGAGGACAGCAAUGAGCCAUCCCGCGCUGGUCCUGCUGGGGCUGGUUGUGACGGGUGCCCUGGUGCUGUCUGUGCGUCAUGCUGCCUUAGUGAUCGCCUCCCACGGCGGCCAGAGCAGCACGAGUGGUCAAAGUGAAGGUGAGGCUAAAAGUGGCACUGGUGGUGCUGCUGGUGGUACUAGCAGACCUCGAGUGUUCACAGUGCAGGUGAGAAAGUACGAGGCAGUGGUGCCGAGGGUGGCGCUGGUGGCGCUAGCGGUGGUGCUAGCUGGUGCUGUGGCUGCGGGUGUGCGUCAUUGA